Molecule: messenger RNA, 3393 nt
Organism: Xenopus tropicalis (tropical clawed frog)
Lineage: Eukaryota; Metazoa; Chordata; Amphibia; Anura; Pipidae
Gene: tp53bp2
Product: tumor protein p53 binding protein 2
Biological process (GO): regulation of apoptotic process
Cellular component (GO): nucleus; cytoplasm
Molecular function (GO): p53 binding
Source: RefSeq, marked provisional
GCUCAGGAUCGGCAUCGCCUACGGAGUCUGUGCCCAUCGUAACCAUCAGGAAUAUCCUCAACUACAUGAACCGCGAUGAGAUUAGCCAGCUCCGCCUGAUGUUCCUUACCGUGUACCUUAGUAACAACGAGCAGCAUUUUACCGAGGUGCCAAUCACACCAGAAACCACCUGCCGGGAUGUCCUAGAACUCUGUAAGGAGCCGGGGGAAACAGACUGCCACUUAGCCGAGGCGUGGCGAGGCACAGAGCGCCCCGUGGCAGAUAACGAGCGUAUGUGCGAGGUGUUACACAAGUAUGGUGCACAGAGGAACGAAGCACGGUUUUACCUUCGCCAUGAACGCCCUCCAUCCAGAGAAUCAGUGAAUGUACAGAGAGUCCACGACCCGAAUGCUAAAAGGAACGGAGUGAAGAUGCCCAGCGAGAGGAGAAUGGAGAACGGGGUAAAUGGCCCCAGGAUGGACAUGACUUUAGCGGAGCUGCAAGAGAUGGCUGCCAGGCAGCAGCAGCAGAUCGAAACUCAGCAACGGAUGUUGGCCACCAAGGAGCAGAGGCUGAAGUACCUGAAGCAGCAAGAGCAGAGGCAGCAGCAGCAAGCCAACGAGCAGGAGAAGCUCAAGAGGCUCCGGGAUAUUGCAGAGAACCAAGAGGCCAAGCUGAAAAAAGUGCGGGCCCUUAAGGGCCACGUGGAGCGGAAAAGGAUCAGUAAUGGAAGACUGGUGGAGGAAAUCGAGCAGAUGAGUAACCUGUUCCAGCAGAAGCAGAAGGAGCUCACAGCAGCCGUGUCCAAGGUGGAAGAGCUCAGCCGACAGCUGGAAAUGCUGAAGAACGGACGCAUCGAAGGUUACCAUGACAACCAGGCAGCGGUUUCUGAGCUUGAUAGACUGUAUAAAGAGCUUCAGCUGAGGAACAAGCUGAAUCAGGAGCAGAAUGCCAAGCUGCAGCAGCAAAGGGACAAUCUGAACAAGCGCAACGCCGAGGUGGCGACCAUGGACAAACGCGUGAAUGAGCUGCGCGAGCGCCUGUGGAAGAAGAAAGUGGCCCUGCAGCAAAAGGAGAACGUACCACAGGUACCGAGCACUCCCAGCCGAGUGGCUGCUGUGGGCCCUUACAUUCAGUCGGCCACCAUGCCGAGGGGCCCUUCUUCUAGGCCGGAGCUGGUUGUUAAACCAGCGUUCCCUGAAGGGACCAGCACUACACAAGUACCUGAUGUGCCACUGAAAUCCCAAACCCUGCCCAACAUGAAGUCUGCAUCCCAGGGCAAAAACUCACAGGGUUCCGGGGGCUACAGUAUUAAACCUCAGGCGGGGGGCAAUAAUUGGAGUGAUGCAAAUGGUGAUAUCCAGGGAACCGGCGCUCUCGGCACUGCCGGACAGGCCACGAGCGCUGAGAAGGACAAGAAGACCCGACCAAGUUCGAUGUUUGAUUCUGUCGAGCCUCCUCCUGGGCCUCCGAAUUUCGGAACAUUGCGCAAAAAUCAGAGUAGCGAGGACCUCCUGAGAGACCCACAGGCCACUAAUAAAGGAGUGAUUAAGGUGCCCCCACCUGUACCAUCUAAGCCAAAACAAAUCAGCCUGUCUCAGUAUGGCCCUCCCCCCCCGCCCCCUGUGACUGAGCCCAAGUCGGAUGGCAGUUCCCAGAAGCCCCCUGCGUCACUACAAGGAAACAAGCAAAGAGCAGCCCAGCAAGCAAGAGUCCCCGUUCCCUCGAAUCCUGAACUUGCCCCUGCGCCCAAAGUGGACAUUCCACCUGCUAUAGCCGUCCGGCCCUUCACCCCCCAGCCUGCUAAGGAGCCCCCUCCUCCGCCCCUCCGCAAGCCCCAGACAGUCGCUACGAGCUCCAUUUACUCCAUGUACACAAAGCAGCAAACCCCCGGGAAGAAUUACACCGUGCAAGGCGCCCUCGCCCGAUCCCAGACGCGACAGCCCUUCUCCAGUGUGUAUGGCAAACCAGUGCUCAAUGGAUCCCAGAGCCAACAGACAAUGAACCAAUCGGCAGACAGCACUUGUGUGGAUGGGCAGAUUAAAUCAAACAGCCCCGAGCCAGAGGGGGAUACCCCAGUGACUGGCCAGGAGAGCCAAGAGACUGAGAGAAUUCCUCGCCCCCUUAGCCCAACCAAACUCCUGCCAUUCCUCUCCAACCCCUACCGGAACCAGAGCGACGCUGACUUGGAGGCACUGAGGAAGAAACUUUAUAAUGCCCCCCGACCACUGAAGAAGAGGAGCUCUAUCACCGAACCCGAGGGCCCCAAUGGACCAAACAUUCAGAAGCUUUUGUACCAGAGGACUACUCUGGCUGCCAUGGAGACUAUAUCUGCCCCUAAGCAAAGCCCCGUGGCAUCCAUCUCUGAGAACUCUGGGGAGGGGCCCGGGGUACAUGUGACUGCAGACCAGGAAGUAGAAUCCCUGGAGGAAAGCGCUUCUUCCCUGCAGGAUCUUGAGCCGGAAACGAGAGAUCCGAUUGUGGUUCCGGAAGAAAUUGAACUGCUUUCUCCAGUUUUGGGCCCAGACUGUGUCCCUGAGGGGAUACCUGGGGAUAUUCUCCCCCUUCCACCUCCUCCUGAGGAGCUGAAUGUGGUUACAGCCCAGCCCCCUGACACUUACAUAGAGGAGUACCCCCCAUAUCCUCCCCCUCCGUAUCCCACCACCGGGGAGCAGGACAGCCUGGUUGAAGAUCCAUCCAACUUGCGACCUCCAGAGAUCACCGGCCAGUUCUCCCUUCCUCCUGGUAAAAGAACGAACCUGCGGAAGAACGGAUCCGAGCGCAUCGCCCACGGAAUGAGGGUGAAAUUCAACCCCCUGGCGCUGCUCCUGGACGCCUCGUUGGAAGGAGAAUUCGACCUCGUACAGAGAAUCAUCUAUGAGGUUGAGGAUCCCAGCCAGCCCAACGACGAAGGCAUCACGGCCCUGCAUAACGCAGUGUGCGCCGGUCACACCGAGAUUGUGAAGUUCCUGGUGCAGUUUGGGGUGAAUGUAAAUGCAGCUGACAGUGACGGCUGGACCCCGUUACACUGUGCCGCGUCGUGCAAUAACGUGCAAGUGUGCAAGUUCCUGGUAGAGUCCGGCGCCGCCGUGUUUGCAACUACGUACAGUGACCGGCAGACCGCCGCCGACAAGUGCGAGGAGAUGGAGGAGGGAUACAGCCAGUGCUCCCAGUUUCUCUAUGGGGUGCAGGAGAAGAUGGGCAUUAUGAACCGGGGGAUUCUCUACAGCCUGUGGGACUACGAGGCCGAGAGCGACGACGAGAUGUCUCUGAGAGAAGGAGACUGCAUGAGCAUCCUGCGCCGGGAAGAUGAAGAUGAGACGGAGUGGUGGUGGGCCCGAUUGAGUGACAAGGAGGGAUACGUCCCCCGCAACCUGCUCGGGGUGGUUUCCCAUUUCCAUUCUUCACAUAACA